CUUCCGUUACAGACGCCGUGCAAUGUGUUGAAUCCGCGAAUGAGUGCACGAGUUUUCUCAAUAUCCCUGUGAAAGUCUGGCGCUUCGAUGGCUGCCUGUGUGCUGUAUCGUAGGGCUUCUAGACUUCACCACCUCCCAGGAUUGAGAAGGGCUUUCGCCCGGGCUCAGCACAUGCUUCCCAAAACAGAGGAUGAUCCUGAUGAUCUGGAUGAAAAGAGAGGAAAUCUGAAGCGUCAAGAAAUCCCUGUUCAAGGUGCUUACAAACUACAUUAUAGCCCUUCCUCCUAUUAUAUGUGGAAUUCCUCAAUCUCCCGCAGCCAAGCAGAUAUUGAGGAGGAUGAACAGUGUCUUUCUUCUCAAACACCUUCUUACUGGCAGCAGAGCAACUGUUACAGUGUGAGUUGCUCCCGACAUCUCUUCAGCACAAAGAACACCCUUCUUGAUUUCGCUUUCAACAAAGGGGCUGAACCCAGCGUCACUUCUGUAUCACCCCACCACAAAAAACCCAUACCACCAGAUGUGAGAGUCGACUCCCGUGCCUUCCUGAAAUGCCGGCAGGAGUAUGCCUCUGUGAGCCACGACCGGAACCAGAGACCUGAUCUGAUCCAAUGGGAAGAUGCUGUGCUGGUGUUGGAGAAAGUGGGUGUUCUAAAGGGGAGUAUGAAACCAUCUGAUGUCUCUUUCUUUCUUACGGAGCUCAGCCGGCUGCAUCCGACCAAGACGGCGUCAGUAAGGUGUGAUCCGCGUUUCAUCGUGCUGCUCCGAUAUACUGUGGAACACCUUUGUCUCUUCACGGACCUUCAACUGCUGCAGGUGCUGCGAUCGUUUGUGUGGCUGGGCAUACCGUCACACCACACGGUGCUGGAAGUGUACGAGGCCGAGUUAAACCGUCGAGCCAAGCAAAUGACUUUACAUGAGUUGAUGUUGGCCGCUGACUUGUGGCGCUGCAUUGGGAAGCAGGUGCCUCGGUUCUUACAGCACCUUUAUGACUCAGUUCAGCGACGUUUGGAGCAAGUUGGACUCCCUGAAUUAGUCCAUUUGUUAUAUAUAAUCGGAGAAGGCAGGCACUGCCCAAAAGACUUGAUUCGCACUAUAGAGCACCUUCUCAUGUGUCAUUUGCAGCAGCUGCACCCGGAGGAGGUCGGCACUAUAUGCUUAGGGCUCUUUAAAUCUCAGACAUCGAUUUCUGAGGGCACAGCGAAACACAUUGUUGAUAAGGCAGCAUCUGUUGUGAGGGAUAUGAGUGACUUUGCUCUCGUGAAUGUGCUGAAAUACCAGCGUUUCACUUAUCUGUAUCACAAGGAGUGGCUUGAGGCGAUGGCUGUGGAAGUUCCUCAGCGGGCCCACGGGAUGGGUGUCAAGGGCUUGAUGCAUGUGGCCCUGACCUGCUCAGCACUACACUACAGCAAUGAUGAUAUUCUUUGUGCUAUCGCUGAGAGAGUGCCUUCACUAGUGCCACACUGCAGGAUUAAAGACACAUGCAAAUUCCUGUGGGCCUUUGGCCAAUUAGGAUUUCCCCCGACGCAGAUCCCUGGCUUCUAUCCGACUCUCAUAGAAGCCCUGCGGCAGAGGAAGGCUGAAUUCCAACGAUAUCCGGAGCAUCUGCUCACUGGUCUUCUAGGUUUGGCUUUUGUGUCUCUGUUCCCAGAGGACCUUGUCGCAUUAGCCUUGAGCCCCGACUUUGUCAACUUAGCACUGAAAAGCACACAACUGGAGCUGAAAAAAGACUUGUUCACUCUGGAUGAGGCUGUAGCUCUGGAGUUUCCUCAGUGGACCGGACCACGGUUAAGCAGCGACCUGAAGGAGGAGGUGACAGAAAUGCUGUGGAAGUUUGCUCAGUCAGACGUGUGCCAGAAACCAGAGGUGACGGAGGCAGAGUCUGCUCUGCGAGACCUGCUUGGAGGAGAAGAGUUUGUUUGCAAGCGAAUGAUCCUGCCUCACACUCGCUCCAUCGACCUGGAGGUGCACCUGAGUCCUGCUGGAAAACCGAUUCCCGUCAACACAGAGGCUCCACAGGACAGUCCAGCAACAGCUCCUGCCGAAAAGGGUUGGGGGAGAUUUAAUAUGGGCGUAACCAUAACGGAUGAUCUUUUAGCACAGCUAACUAAAACCAAAACCACUGCAGCUGCUCCUUCAGUAGAGACGUCUGUACCACUACACAGAUUACAGCCCGAUGAAGGCGAACGACUGUUUGACUCGGUGCUAGAUCUGACUAGCAGCAUCCCAAAACCCCCCGUCGAACCCAACAAGAAGGACCCGAAAGACAUUGUGAAGGUUGCUGUCCAGGUCUGGACCAGGAACCAUUUUUGCGUCCACUCAAUGCAGUUGCUGGGGCUCCAUGCGAUGAAGAAGCGACAGCUGCAGAUGACAGGCUACAGGGUUGUGGAGCUCCACCCUCAGGAGUGGUUUCCACUGCUGAGAAAAAACAGAACCGAGAAACUCGCAUAUUUGCACUGCAAACUCUACGACAGCCUUUAAGACCUCCUAGGCCUUCAAGGGCUGAAAAACAUGACUGAAAGUUGGAUUGCAUCUGUAACUGUGCAGGCAAUUUGGCUUUUGACAUUUUCUUUCAGCUUCUUUGCAAAAUACGAGAAAGCCGAUGAUGUGAUCUCCACCUGUGGUUGGAUUCUUCUGAAAAUGUUUUGUCCUAAAUAAGUUUUAUAGAAUGUAAUGUGCAUCUUGAAGAUGGUAAAUAAAUGA
Messenger RNA from Salarias fasciatus (jewelled blenny), 2700 nucleotides. It is a transcript of the gene fastkd5, whose product is annotated as FAST kinase domains 5. NCBI's taxonomy places the organism in Eukaryota, Metazoa, Chordata, Actinopteri, Blenniiformes, Blenniidae. Gene Ontology annotation, molecular function: RNA binding. Gene Ontology annotation, biological process: regulation of mitochondrial mRNA stability; mitochondrial RNA processing. Gene Ontology annotation, cellular component: mitochondrial matrix; ribonucleoprotein granule. Bases 88 to 2478 code for a protein of 796 amino acids. The transcript is spliced from 2 exons. The record is from RefSeq and is a predicted model, not a curated record.